Molecule: messenger RNA, 414 nt
Organism: Procambarus clarkii (red swamp crayfish)
Lineage: Eukaryota; Metazoa; Arthropoda; Malacostraca; Decapoda; Cambaridae
Source: RefSeq, a predicted model, not a curated record
AUGGGUCCCAAGAAAGCCAGCGGACAAUCUCCUAAAAGGACGACUGCUGGCUACCUCAAACGGACGGCAGCUGGCUACCUCAAACGGACGGCAGCUGGCUACCUCAAACGGACGGCAGCUGGCUACCUCAAACGGACGGCAGCUGGCUACCUCAAAUGGACGACAGCUGGCUACCUCAAACGGACAACAGCUGGCUACCUCAAACGGACGGCAGCUGGCCACCUCAAACGGACGGCAGCUGGCCACCUCAAACGGACGGCAGCUGGCUACCUCAAAUGGACGGCAGCUGGCUACCUCAAAUGGACGGCAGCUGGCUACCUCAAAUGGACGGCAGCUGGCUACCUUAAACAGAGGACUGGCUGUAUGGUGAAUGAUUUACACAUUUUGAUAAGGUCUUCAUUAUGCAAAAUAUAG